AAAAAUAUGACUGAUGCAAAAAUGAGCCAAUAAAAUCAGAGAACCGCAUGACAAUGUUUUUUUCCUGUCCAAUUAGACCCGAGUCUGCUUGUAUUAGUUCCUCGAUUCACAAAGAUGGUUCCACAUGUAGAGAAAGUCGGGGUGUAACCUUUUUGACCGGUCUCUUCUUCGUUCGACACAUCGCUACAUAACAUCAUGCAAGCUGCUAUGGAAAUAUCGGCAAGGUAUUGCCAUAAAGAACUGGAGUCAUACGGGUCAUGCGUGUCCUCCAACCCAUCGACAUGGCAACAAAAAUGUCACGAUUUGAAGAUGAAGGUUUCACAAUGCACAUCUUCACACCCAGUGAUCCAGAAGAUCAGACAGGACUGCUCCAAUGAGUUUGUGAAAUUUGAGCAGUGCCUCAGGGAAAACCAGGAUUCACCUACCUCCUGCUCAGCGCACGUGGCCAGCUUUCUGGGCUGUGCAGAAACAGUGAACCUCAGUGGAGUGCCUACAGAACCAGGACCUCAGCCGAACUAGGAAUCUGCAUAUUCCUUCACGAGAUCGCGCCUGUGUGUUCAGCAACACAGGAGGGCUGGUUAGAUACGUGGCUCCCACCUUGAUACAAGAUGUACUGUGAUUGUUAAAAUUCCUUUUCUCUUGACUGUGACUUAAUGGGACUGUUUGUAAGGAAAAAGUGUAGCUACAUCUCUGUUAGUUGCAAAACUAACACUAAACAUUUCACUAUUUCAUAAUCAUGUAAUUUGCCAUGGGACUUUGAAUAUAACAUUUAUACCUCAUUGUGUAUGAGAAGGAAUGGUUUAUUAUCAAUCUAUCUAUCUAUCUAUCUAUCUAUCUAUCUAUCUAUCUAUCUAUCUAUCAAAUAGAUGUUAGACUUUUGUUACUCAUCUGGUGUCUUCACCCUCUGUUUUUGGUUGAUUUAGUCUUUCCUUCCCUCCACUGCAGUGAGUCAUAGUCAAAUAUUAAGCUGGAAUGUGUUGCUCCCACACAAACUCCCCAUACUAUACAAAGACUGAAUAAUUGGGAGUAUGGGAAGAGAGGAUAAGGAGGAGACCGUUCACUUCUAAUCAGCAGGACUACUGAGAGAGACUGAGGGAGGUUGAGUUAUGAACCCUGUGACCACUGAGGAGAACAGAUAUUUUCUGGUUCAAUUAUUAAAGCAUUGGGGGAGUGACUGAGCAGAAACAGGUUCUUUCUUUUAAGUGUAUCAAUGGUUGGUGUCAUAUGAGGAAUGGGUCAGUGUACUACUAUUUUUUGUGAUUGGGAAAAAUAAGGCAAUUUUGCAUCAAAGAUAAAAUCGUAG
Messenger RNA from Menidia menidia (Atlantic silverside), 1303 nucleotides. The record is from the annotation of a GenBank genome assembly. Lineage: Eukaryota; Metazoa; Chordata; Actinopteri; Atheriniformes; Atherinopsidae.